This is a messenger RNA of Chenopodium quinoa (quinoa), 898 nucleotides long. RefSeq lists its product as uncharacterized. The record is from RefSeq and is a predicted model, not a curated record. NCBI's taxonomy places the organism in Eukaryota, Viridiplantae, Streptophyta, Magnoliopsida, Caryophyllales, Amaranthaceae. The transcript is spliced from 4 exons. The coding region runs from base 118 to 750 and encodes 210 amino acids.
AAAAAAAAAAAUAAGAAAAGAAAGAUUGAAAAAGAAAAGGAUGAUGAGGAUGUGAAAAUAAUCAAAGUGGAAAAAAAUAAGAGAUCGGCUUAUCAAAGAGUUACCGCAAAGGAAUUAAUGAAACAAGUGUUGGUAAAUCUCUCUGAUAAGCAUAAACAAGCAAUUCAAAAAAUUGGAUUUGGAGCUUUUUUGAACUUGGAUGCACCACAUUAUGUGGAUUCUUGGUUGACACAACAACUUCUUUCGAAUUUUGAUCCCAAGAGAUGUUGCUUGAUGCUACCGGGGAGAGAAGAAGAAAUACUCUUUGAUGAAAUUGAUGUUCACAUGACAUAUGGAUUGCCAAUGGGAGAUAUAGAAAUUCUUGAUACAAUAGAAAACAAGAAUGAAUGUGCAAAUUUUAUGCAAAAAUGGAGAAAAAACUUUAACCUUAAAGUGGUAUCCUAUUUUGAUCGGGUACAAAGGAAGGGGUUAGAGAUACCACGUCAAGUUCCAUUAAUAUCAUUGUGGAACCAAGAAAGGUUCCAUACAAGAUUGAAGUUUGAGAAAGACCUUGGAUUUGGAAAAGGAAAAGUACUAGAAAGAAUGAAAUUGAAUGUGGGAUUGGAAAAAAGGCAAGAGAAUGACAAAGGAAAGAAGAAAGAGCAACCCUUGACAAUUAGAGAAAAACAAGGGGAGAAGAAAGUAAUAAAAAAAGCAAGGGAAAGACAAAGGAAAAGAGAAAGUUGUGGAAAACCAAUCAAUGACAUGUGAUUCUAUCACAUCUCCAAAUGAUAUGAUGGUAUAAUGUUUUAAUAUUUUUUUAUUAAUUUAUUUACUUAUUUCUAUAAUAUUUUAAAUAUUCAUUAUUUUAUGUUCUAAAUUCUUAGGGUUUUUUUAGCAAAUUUGAAGAUUUGGCAAA